AUGGGCCUCAAUACAGAUAUCACUCGGAAGAUGGGCCAGAUCGACGAUCAUUUGUCGACCUCGGAAAAUGGACAAGACAACACUCAUAACGAUGUUGUUGAGUCAAACGAUGAAUGUCCAAAGGGCGCCAGCGUCACUAGGAUCGAAGUCAUUGACGCAGUGAGCAGUCCGAGAAGCAGAUAUGUUCUGUAUGCUGGUGAACUGGACAAUUCCACGAUGAGUACCUAUCGUAACUUUGCAGCGUCCGAGUUCGGCCAGCUUUCGAUGUUGGCGACAUUGAACACUGUCACGAGCAUAGUUUCUGCUGUCAGCAAACCACCGAUUGCCAAAUUGUCAGACGUCCUGGGGAGAGCGGAAGCGUACAUCAUCACGGUUACCUGCUACAUACUCGCUUAUAUUCUAUGUGCCUCAGCUAGGUCCUUCGACACCUAUGCCGGCGGCUGCGUCCUUUACGCUCUUGGCCAAUCUGGAACUUCGAUACUCAACGCGAUUGUCGUUUCUGAUAUCUCUCCUAUGCGAUGGAGAGGGUUUGUUUAUAAUAUACUAUACCUUCCAUUCCUCGUCACCCCCUGGAUCUCAGCAUUUAUCAUUGACAGCGUCGUCAAUGGCAUCGGAUGGCGCUGGGGAAUCGGCAUGUUUGCUAUUUUAAUGCCGUCUUGCGCCAGUAUCAUAAUCAUCAGUUUACUUGUCUUUCAACAUCGCGCAAAGAAGGCCGGUUCUGUGGUUUGCCAUCGUCCGAGUCUGUAUAGUUUCUGCUCGGGGAUUGACCUAGGAGGUAUUGCGAUCCUGACUUGCGGGUUUUCCUCGCUGUUGAUUCCUAUCACCUUGGCGGCCACCACAACAAGUCGAUGGAAGACACCAUGGAUAGAAGCCCUUAUUGUCCUGGGUGCCGUCUGUCUAGCUUGUCUCUAUCCUUACGAGAAGUACAUUGCUCAACAUCCGGUGAUUCCUGAGCGCUACUUCCAUACGUUGUCGGUGCUCGUGCCGGUGGCACUGGCUUGCAUCGACAACAUUGGGUUCGGCACCACUCACACCUACCUCUAUGCCUGGUCGAUGGUCUCACAUAACUUUUCCCCUCGCAAUGCCCAGUUUCUUUCAUGGACAAGUGGCGUCACGCAGGCGCUCGCUGGGAUGUGCAUCGGCCUGGUUAUGGUCCGCCUGCGAAGGUACAAAUGGAUCGCUGUAGCCGGUGCUAUUGUUCGGCUGAUUGGCUACGGGCUGAUGAUUCGCCUUCGUACAAACACAAGCUCAUUGGCGGAACUCUUCAUCGUCCAACUGAUACAGGGGCUAGGCAGCGGGAUCAUCGAGACAGUCGCGAUAGUUGCAGCCCAGAUCUCCGUAACGCAUUCGGAACUCGCUCAGGUGACAUCGCUGGUUAUGCUGGGCUCAUUCGUGGGUAAUGCGAUCGGGUCUGCCGUCGCUGGCGGAAUCUAUACUGGGGAACUCCGCGAGCGACUGCACAUUCGCUUAGGUAGUGGAAUUGGUGAGGUGCAGUUGGAUCAGGUGUAUAAUUCCAUCACGGGAACUGUACCCGUGUGGGGAACAUCAGAGCGGACCGCAGUGAAUCAUGCAUACUCUGAUGUCAUGGGCUAUAUUUGUUAUGCGGCCCUGGCGGUCUCUAUUCCCGUUGUUCUUCUUACCUUGGCGCUACCUGACAAGUGCUUAGGUGACGGACAUAAUCUCGUUGAAAAAUCUCAACAGGCAGAUAUUCCGAUGGCUGAUGCGGACGGUGUACGUGAUUAA
Aspergillus udagawae is the source of this 1743-nucleotide messenger RNA. RefSeq names its product putative siderochrome-iron transporter. The transcript has 5 exons. Bases 1 to 1743 code for a protein of 580 amino acids. The record is from RefSeq and is a predicted model, not a curated record. Lineage: Eukaryota; Fungi; Ascomycota; Eurotiomycetes; Eurotiales; Aspergillaceae. Gene Ontology annotation, molecular function: transmembrane transporter activity. Gene Ontology annotation, biological process: transmembrane transport.